This is a messenger RNA of Lodderomyces beijingensis, 1887 nucleotides long. NCBI's taxonomy places the organism in Eukaryota, Fungi, Ascomycota, Pichiomycetes, Serinales, Debaryomycetaceae. The record is from the annotation of a GenBank genome assembly.
AUGUUGUCAAGAACAGUGAGAGCUACGCUCAAACGGCAAUUGUCGAAAAGAUGUUUAGCUAAAGCAACUGUUCCCUGUGCAGUUAGACAAUUUGCGACAAAAACUCUGGCAAAUGCAAAGGAAAUCUACACUAAAUUGUCCGAUUCCAACGAUCCAGCAAGAAACAAAUUCUUCCAAUACUCGUGGGGUUCGUGGCUUAAAGACGACCAGUUCAAGAAGAAACAACGAGAAACUUUUUUUUCCAUUGAAGGUUUAACUUCGUUUCUCAAUGGCGUAAACUCGUUGCGUGAAACUGAAGCUGGAUUGCUUGCGCAACCGAAGCAUCACAAGAACUUGUUUGUGUUGCAGAACAACCUCACUGAUGCGCUCCUUGGGUCCAAAGAAGACAAUUUGAUGGUCACUUCCAUAGCUUCGAUCCAUGAGGGGAAACACCAUAGAAUCUACAAGGUCACAUUGAGCAGCGGUAAGGACUUGGUGUUGAGAAUCCCCUAUAAGCUCGACUCGGAUGCUGCUAUAAGCGCAAAGAUUAAAAGCGAAGUUGCCACGAUGGAUUUCCUCGACUUGAAAUUGAAGCUUCAAGUGCCCAAGAUCUUGGCGUAUGGCCCCGAUCGAACCAAUGAAGUCGGGACACCAUUCAUUCUUCAAGAGUUUAUCCCGGGAGACUUGUUGAUGAAAAAAUGGCACCCUCUUGUGCCGGAUUCUGAGUCCACAGACAAAGAGUUGCGGCUGGUGAUUGACCCUAUAGCCAAGUUCCAGGAUGAUCUUUUGAAAUUGACAUUCACCAAGUUUGGAUCCUUGUAUUUCUACAACGAUGUCAAGCCAGAAUUGCAAAAAGAUGAGCCCUACGAGGCAGGAGAAGAAGAGGAGACCGACUUUGCACUUCGAAAUAGGUGGAGAAUUGGAGCUAGUGUUGAAAAGCAAUUCACAAAGGACAAGAGAAAGUUGCCGCAACUGGUAGUUGAUGAAUACAAUGGGCCCUGGGAUGCAUCUAAUCCCUCGGCGUUGAUGACAUCAGUUGCAGAAAUCGAAUUGGAGAAUGCAAAAAACAAGCUCGCCAUUGCUGAUGCUGAUGCUGGGGAAGUCACCGAUAAGGAACUCUUGAAGAACCAGAUCAAGACAUUUGAGCAUUUGAAGCAGAUUGGCCCAAGUUUGCUCAACUCCAAAUCCAAGUCGAUCCAAAAUGUGGAGGAGUUGUUUAAACCUAGACUAUAUGUCCCCGACUUGGACCCUUUGAACGUGAUUGAAAAACCAGAUGGCAAGACAUACUUUGUAGACUUUGAAGGAUCAACUAUAAAGCCAUUUAUCUUGACGAGCUAUCCAAAUUUUGUCGCGUAUCAAGGAGCCAAAGUUUACAACUUGCAACAAGAUAUACCAGGAUACCAAGAGAUGGAUCCAGUUGAAAAACAGCAAUAUGAAUUCAUGUACUACAAGACUAGAAAUGAAAGAAUCUGGGAAAUUGAAUUGAAUAAAUACAGACAUGAUUUGAUUGCCGUUGCUUCUCCGCACAUCAAAGUUCUCAAGUCGCCAUACUUGCAAGCACUCGACCUCAAGGAUCCAAAAGAUUAUCUUUACGUUGAGGGUUCCAUCAUUCAAUUGCAGACAAUGUGGGAUGCCUACAUUGCCAAUGAGUUGGUCAAACCACAAGAGCAGGGCAACAAUGACUUCCCAGUGAAAUACGAUGAAAAGUUUUUGCAUCAAUAUCAACAGGAUUUGAACGACCAUCAAUUGAGUACAGCUUCGAGUCCCUUUGGCGCCACAAGCGGUUGGAUUCCUCAAGACAUGUUUGAUACUUUGAAAGAACAAGGUAUAAUUGUUGAUUUGGGAGACGGCAAUUACAAGAUUGAAACUGAUAAAGUUUUGGAGAACCCACCAAAAGAACUGGAUUGA